CAGUUUUAUAUCUAUGAAUCGGCCAAAUAUAGAUCUUGUGCUGGUUACGCGGGUAAUCCCCUGCAUAAUGGUAACGAACUAGCAAGUUAGCAACAUAUUUGUAGGUUGUAGAAAUUUAUGAAUGGGUUUAUCAGGCAGGGAAUGAAAAAUAAAAUGAUUCAUUCCAAUUAUAAAUGGUCUCCAAUUCCAGUUGGGAUAGAAGUUUUUGGUGUCGAUCUUAAACGUCAACUGGACCAAGUCACAGUGGAAAGAAUUAAAGAAGAUGUGACGAGGCACAGAUUAGUAGUGUUUAGAAAUCAGGGUGUGGUGGAUGGAAGUCGUCAAGUUGAAAUCAGUAAAUGGUUUGGGGAAAUUGAUAAUGUUUCUUAUGCCAAACAUCCAAUGUCUCCUAACAUUGAUAUAUUUCGGGUUUCUAACGACCCAGCUCAAGGCUGCACUGGUGUGGGAAUGUCCGGGUGGCAUAUAGAUGGGACCUUUCGAAGUGAACCAUACAGUCACUCAAUAUAUCACAUGGUAUCUGUUGCUAAAUCAGGAGGUGAUACUAUGUUCAUUCCACUCACUGAAGUGGUAGAAAGUUUCAGUCCUGAACAACGAGAGUUUUUAGAUCACGUUUGGAUGUUAAGUGAUCGACGCAAUCACCUGUGCCACCCACUAAUCUACCUCCACCCUUUAACUGGCCGUCCCACUAUGUGUUUCCACCAAGGCAUGACGAGCGGGUUUGUUAGAGAUUAUGACCCAACCAGUGGGAAAUUGGAUUUAUUGAAUGAAGAGGAAAACAAAUCUGUUAUUUCUGCUAUACAAUCUGCCAUUGAAUCUGCUACUGUAUACUCCCAUAAGUGGUUGGAAACUGGAGAUUUUAUAUUGUCUGACAACCUCGCAGUUGGCCAUAGAGCUGGCAGCAUACCUUCGUCAGUAGAAACAGCAGGAUUACGAAUUCUGCAUCGAGUAACUGUGGCUGGGAAGACUUCACCUUGUAAGAAUGUGCUGCAGAAACAGGAGUGCUGUUACUAACUAUGAUUUGGACAUGAAGUAGUAUAACAUAAAUUUCAUUUAUCUCUUCGAAAACGAUAGCGAAGAUCAUGUUAUUUAUUGAACGAAAAGAAGAAAAAGUGUCAACUAGAAAGUGUUGCUGUUGCAUCCAAGGCUUUAUCAUAUUAAAAAUCCUUUCCCCC
Messenger RNA from Ciona intestinalis (vase tunicate), 1172 nucleotides. NCBI's taxonomy places the organism in Eukaryota, Metazoa, Chordata, Ascidiacea, Phlebobranchia, Cionidae. The record is from RefSeq and is a predicted model, not a curated record.